UUUUAUUUUUUUCUUUAAUUCUUUAUUUUAAUACAUUAUUUUUUUUUAAUUAUCAGAUAGAAAGAAAAAUAAAAAGAUGAUGCAUCCAUUAGUCAUUAACGAUCAUCCUUAUUAUCAACAACCUCAAGUAUAUGUUAAAACACCUACUACACCACCAACGUAUAAUACACAUCAUCCUUAUGACAAUAUACGAUCAUCCUAUCAUCCAUCUACAGCUCAUCCAUAUCAUUAUUCUCCUCAAUCAUCACAACCUCCAAGAAGAGCCUCUAUGGCCACUCCUGCUACCAUUUUAUCUCGACAGCGAUCGUCCACUAAAUCUUUACGAGAUCGUCGAAAAAGCUCUGGUACACUUUCUACUUCAUCACAACAACAAUAUCAUAAACCUCGUAAAUGUAUUGGUGAUUAUUAUGUUGGUAAAACUCUUGGUAAAGGUGCUUCAGGUCGUGUCAAACUUGGAAUACAUAGACAUACAGGUGAACAAGUAGCUAUCAAGAUCAUUAGUAAAGCUCAUUUGGCAGCCAAUCCUGCUAUUGAAAAAGCUGUUCGCCGUGAAAUUGCUAUUAUGAAACUUAUUCAACAUCCAAACGUAAUGGCCUUGAUAGAUGUAAUUGAUGAUCCCAAUUCUUCUGACUUGAAUCUUAUUCUGGAAUAUGUGCAAGGUGGAGAAUUAUUUGAAUACCUUGUUAGCAAAGGUCGACUAAGUGACUCUGAAGCUAGAAGACAUUUUCAACAAAUUAUUCUCGGAUUAGAUUUCUGCCAUCAUCAUUUGAUUUGUCAUCGUGAUCUGAAGCCAGAAAAUCUACUGUUGGAUAGUACGAACAACAUCAAGAUUGCUGAUUUUGGAAUGGCCUCCUUACAGCCUGCUGGCUCUAUGUUGGAAACAAGUUGCGGUUCACCUCAUUAUGCAAGCCCUGAAAUUGUCGCUGGAAUGCCUUACAAUGGAUCUGCAUCUGAUAUUUGGUCAUGUGGUGUCAUCCUUUAUGCUUUAUUGACUGGUCAUUUACCCUUUGAUGAUGAAAAUAUUCGUCAACUAUUGAAAAAGGUUAAAGCUGGAAAGUAUACAAUGCCCGAUGACAUUUCAAGAAAUGCACAAGAUUUAAUCCGACGCAUUUUGGUGGUGGAUCCUUCGAAAAGAUUGACUAUGGAUCAAAUAAUGGCGCACCCCUGGUUUUGUGAAUCAGAACCUGUCAACUUGGCUUCAUUACCAGUACCACCUACAGCGAACGAAAUUGGCCGACCUGUUUGGGAUUCGUCUGAAAUUGAUGAUCGUAUUCUAGAAACUAUCAAAUUCUUAUGGGGUGAAACUCGUGAUGAUGUGAUUAUUCAAGCGUUGAUUAGCAAAGAGCACAAUAUGCAAAAGGUGGUUUAUGUUCUUCUACAGCAACAUUCAGAACGUUAUUGGCAGAAUGAUCAUGAUGAUGAUGAUAUACGUGAUAAUGAUGCCCCUCCAAAUCGACGUUAUCAAACUAUUGGACAUCGUUCAGAAAGGAAUCGUCGAUGCAUGUCAAUGGUUGAUAAUAGCUCUAAAACAACCAGUUCUCGCCCUUCCGUUCCUUGGAUGCCUGAUUCUGUUGCUUAUACGCCUUCUAUUGGUUCACAUUCUUCUUCGAUUGUCUCCACAUCAGCAAAUAUGACAAGCAACAACUCUCGUAGAUACUCCGCGUGUACAGUCGGUCGCGCUGAUCGUGCCAUCCCCGACUUUAUGCAUCCACCUCCUUUACCUCCUUUACCUACGGUAACAAUGACAAGUGGUGACAAGACAAGACUCAAGAAAAGUGAAACUUUCUACGCUCGAUUUAUCAAAAAUGUGUUAACUUCCCGUCGUCAAAGCAAAUCCUCCAUUACUGGUGUAUCUUCAUAUCCAUAUUCUACAAUCAGGUCGACUUUGGCUGGUACAUUGCGACGUAAAAAUCCUUUCGGCAAGAUGAUGCAACAAGAAACCACUACCACGGAGCCUUCCGAACCACAGCAAACAACAGAAUCUGACCAAUCACCAUCAUCACCUUGUUCAUCUACUGUCAAAACACUCAAUACCAAGCGACUUUCUAUCCGUGUUCCUAAUGCUUUCCGGAAUGACAAUGGUACCAAUCGAUUCAGCUUCACACUCAAUGGUACCCGAAGACAACGAAAAGAACUCGAUAUGUCCAUGUUCCAAACUCAAAAGCAAAGAUCAUCCAUAUCAACCAGAAAUGAAGGUUUGGAUUCAGAUUUGACACCUCCACCUGCAUUAUCAGACGGAAGUACACUCAGUAGCAGUAUCAGUAGUUCAAGCACCAAAGAUCAUCAUCAUCAGCAACAACAACAACAUGGCAAUACCUCUCUUCAAUCUGUGACCGAACGUCGUGGAAGUAACACUAGUAGUACAUUGAAUCGACCUAUUACACCAAGUCUUUUAUCCAACAGUUCUACCAUUACAACCGCCAAAUCUGCUUCUUUCAAGGCCUCCUGGUUAAACAAUCUCUUCUUCUUUAAGCAACCAAAGAUUUGCUCUCUAAUUAUUCCAGAAACAGAUAUUGGAACUAUUCUAUGUACACUUCACCGAUUGAUGAAUCAGUCUGUGGAAGCCAAAUUUUAUGAAAAGGAUGAUAAACAAGGAAUCAAGAGAUACAAGGCAGAUAUCAAAAGCAAGCAUCUUGGAAAAACACGACAAGUGAAAUGUAGAUUGGAAAUCCUUGAACCCUCUACCAAAGCGGACUCAUCCUCCAGAUUGAUCCGAUUCACUCAACAACAAGGGGAUGGUGUUGUAUUGGCAUCCGUUGUACGCAAUAUACAGUAUCUUUUGGAACAAGAAUACCCUACAAUGUCUUCCGCUAUUACUGCUGGUUUCUAAUUUAUUCCCCCUUUCCAUCAUCUUUUUAUUUUCUACUUUUUAUUUAUAUAUAUAUAUAUAUAUAU
Molecule: messenger RNA, 2895 nt
Organism: Halteromyces radiatus
Lineage: Eukaryota; Fungi; Mucoromycota; Mucoromycetes; Mucorales; Cunninghamellaceae
Exons: 16
Coding region: 77-2830 (917 amino acids)
Biological process (GO): intracellular signal transduction; microtubule cytoskeleton organization; protein phosphorylation
Cellular component (GO): cytoplasm
Molecular function (GO): ATP binding; tau-protein kinase activity; protein serine/threonine kinase activity
Source: RefSeq, a predicted model, not a curated record